CAUGAGAACAGGAGAUUAAAAAGAUGCCAUCUCCACCUCGAAGCAGAAGUCGACUGAACCGUCACAUCAGAGAGACGCUCUCAUCAGGACUGCAGCAGGACUUUGUUCAGGACCAAAGGAAACAUAAUCGAGGAUAUGGAGGAAAUCACAGGAGAAGCUGACUAUGUGAAUGCACCAGAAGGCCCUGCGGAUAAAAAGGCAACGCGUCCAGAGGACACCAAAAAAGGAUCUGCACCAGAAGGCACCGUGGAUACAAAGGCAUCCCCUCCAGGCUUGAGGUUUGUUCUUCCGAUAGCAGUGUGUUGGAUCAUACUGUUAGCCAUCAUGGGUCUCCGUAUCUACUACAACGCCAAGCAGACUGCAGAAAUCAAGACGCUGACAUCACAGAAGGAUGGCUUGACAAAGCAAAUACAAGAAAUGGAGACGAACUGGAAUGAGCUCAACGUCAGUCGAGCUCAGUGGAGCAUCAAUGAGUACUGCAAAGAGGAUGAAGUGAAACAGUGUCGACCUUGUGAGAUGAACUGGAGAUACCGUGAGCCUAGCUGCUAUUCGUUCAAUGAUGUUGGGCCUACAAAGCGGUUAACCUGGGAAGAAGCUCGAGAAUACUGCAGAGCGCUUAAUGCAGAUCUGGCUGCCGCACAUAAUCUAACUGAAAAGAACAUCAUCAAUUAUUACAGUAUAUCAACUGAUGGAAGCUGGAUUGGCCUGAGAGUUAAAGACGGGAAAUGGAAGUGGGAAGAUGGAAGUGAUCUGACUAAUAGCUCCUGGGUAGACCCACCUACUGAGGGUCACUGUGCAAUCUCUGUCUUGCGCAUACAAACAUGGUUAUCAGUGAGCUGUGAUCAGAAACAACAAUGGAUCUGCCAGAAGAAAGCUCUAUCUGUUUAAACACUGCAGUCUACUUACUCUUACAUUUUCUUUUCUUUGACUUUUUCAGAGAUGCAGU
Molecule: messenger RNA, 946 nt
Organism: Gymnodraco acuticeps
Lineage: Eukaryota; Metazoa; Chordata; Actinopteri; Perciformes; Bathydraconidae
Product: C-type lectin domain family 1 member B-like
Exons: 9
Coding region: 136-888 (250 amino acids)
Source: RefSeq, a predicted model, not a curated record